Molecule: messenger RNA, 1296 nt
Organism: Physcomitrium patens
Lineage: Eukaryota; Viridiplantae; Streptophyta; Bryopsida; Funariales; Funariaceae
Source: RefSeq, a predicted model, not a curated record
CAAAAUGUGGGUAUGAAAUCCCAGGGCAAGAGUGAGCAAAGGGGGGGAGGGAGAGCGAACAAUUGCUGCUAAUAGGAGUGCAAGGUGAGAUUUUUCUAGUUAGUUUGCUUGGUUGCUUGGUUGCAGAAGAGCCCUCAUCAUCCUCAUCAUCCAAAGUGCUUUUCCACCCACAUGUUCUGAGCGCAAUAGUCGUCGUUGAAUCUGCUACCUCCACCGACUUGCGGAGCGCAGCAGGGAUGGACACUCACAGCUCUGUCGAAGAAGCCUCAUGAAUGCCGAAUAACAAACAACCAGCCAGGAACCCAUCUCUUCAGAAUGGGAAACAUUUGAAGCGUUGUCGUGGAGCUGUCUGGGGAAGUAAAACAGGGAAGGGUAGGCACUGUGAUUUCAAAGAUAGUCAGAGUGAUAAGGAACCAUGGCGUCCUACUACAAUUGGGCUGGUGGCAUUUUCGGAGGACAACCGAACCUUGACUUGCAAUCUGAAGGCAUGCUCACCAAAGAGCAGCUGCUGCAACUAUUUCGGGACUUUUCGAGCGUUCUUGAUCAACCUGAGACAAAAAGCCGUAUUGCAGAUGCUAUUAAGGACGAGCAGGAAGCAGUAAAUGUAACAACUGAAAUUCAGGAGGAGCUGUUUCUCAAGAUGGGUGUAGAUCCGAAAUUUGGAAUUGAGUGCUUGGGAAAGGUGAAUACGGUUUACUCAGAUGAUCGUGACUUGAUGAUUCAAUUCUACCAAUUCGUGUCGCGGGAAGAGAUGGCAUGUGAAGAGGCAGAAUUAGGACCGGAAGCUUUUGCACGGAAAAUGGAGGAGGUCAAGAAGUCUCAGCAACAGCAAAGGGGUAUGUUGCAGCAACUGCGAGCCUUUCCUGUAGAUCAGCAGCAAGCAUUUUUUCAGAUGCUACAAUCCAAAAUGCACGAGGUGCAAAGUGAGGGUGGUGCAGCUAUGACAACGCAGGAGAUUCAGGAAUUCUUUCAACACCAACAAACGCUACUCCAGCGGAAGGGUAGUCCAUCCUCUCAACAGUAUACCCCAGACAACAGUGGCACCUCAGGAACUAGACCAGGGUCUCAACCCAAGUUUUACGGAUGACACCAUUUAACACAUGAAAGCAGUGGGUGAUUCUUAUGACCAGGGUCCAAUUAGAAGUCUGAAUACUUAACUGUCUCGGAAAGGGGUAGUCAAUGACGGUAGCUUUUGAGAGCCGAGAAAGAUGGUGCUUUCUUUGUUACUAUUCUUUUCAAUGUUGUACAUCUAGAGGCUCAUGUUUUUUCUCUUGCUGUCUGCCUCAUUUCUUCGAC